Molecule: messenger RNA, 4197 nt
Organism: Pocillopora verrucosa
Lineage: Eukaryota; Metazoa; Cnidaria; Anthozoa; Scleractinia; Pocilloporidae
Source: RefSeq, a predicted model, not a curated record
AUGCAGUAUGAGAAGUGUACAUCUGUUGAUAUGGAUAAUUAUUUUCAUGUACGAAUCUCCGGCGUCCUGUUUCACGUCAAAGAAACACAUGGAAACGUCCUUGCACUACAGAAAGGAAAACAUGAUGGUAACGUUUACUCCACCGCAAGAGAAGAGAUUCCCAAGAAAACAACUGCUUUCCAUGAGAUUCAUAGGAAAAAAGGAGUCGUACUGGAAAGAUGGGAUGGAAUAGAUGGAUAUUUGAUCGAAAAACUUUUAGAGGAUCCACGUUUUCCCAUGCUGCCAACAUAUGUAUCUUAUACACCGAAAUUCAGCGAGCCGGUCAAUUGGGGGGACAAUUAUGGGUCUCGGAUCAGAGGUUACUUUGUCCCAAAGAAGAGCGGACAACACGUGUUCUACAUAGCGAGUGAUAAUGGAGGCCAACUGUUCCUCAGUGUAACUGAUAACCCGGAUGGAAAGAUAUUGAUAGCUCGAGUUGGUAAAGACCACGAAUCUCUUCCCAUGCAAUUCAGAAAAUAUCCUGAACAACAAUCAUAUCCAAUAAACAUGAAAAAUGGCUCCUAUUACUACAUCGAAGCCCUUCAUAAAGAACAAUACGGGAACGACUCCCUGGCAGUAGCCGUAAUGACACCUGAUUUUGAAUUUCUUGCGCCAAUUCCUUCAGAUUAUUUGUGGACGCUGCCGCCUCCCAAGCCGCACGUCAACGACAGUGCCUCCUCCUUCUAUCUUGUGAAGAUAGCAGCUAAAGCGGGAGCUAGAGCAGGUGCCACCCUUGGAGUGAAUGAAGCCCUGAAGAGUGGUGCAAAGGCGGGUGCAUUAGCCGGUGCUGAAGCGGGCACAAGGGCUGGAGCCCAAGCAGGAGCAGAGGCAGCACGAAAAGCAGCAACUGAAGUAGCCACGAAAACACUGAAGGAGGCCCUUUCCAAACUGGGUACAUUUCAAAAACCAACAUUUAAUAUUUAUGCAGCAAACGGUAGCGUGAUACCGUUGACGCCAGGAUCAGUGUCUUCAUCUGGACAGACAACAGGCACCACUGGGUCAAUUGGAAUUGGAACUGCAAGUGCUGUGGCGGGAAGUCAAACUAGUCAAAUAAACCAAACAGGUCUAACAGGUCAGACGAGUCAACCAGGUGAAGGCGGGGUCGGAGGAUCAAUCAGUGCUACCAUAACAGCGGGAACGCAAGGGGCAACAAACGCUGCUGCAGCAGGUCACUCGGGAGUUUUUCAUGGCGCUUAUGUAUACAAUCGAGAAAAACCAUAUUACAUUCCCUCUCCUGGCGAAAAUUCUCAUAUCAUUGCAAGAAAAAUGGUGUAUCUGGAAUCACGAGGGCUUUCCAGAGUUCUCGUCAACGGAGCGCUAUACGUAAUUCAUUCUUUGGAUGUUCCCGCGAGUCAGAAUCCUAUCUACAAUCUUUGCUGGCGAAUCACUAAUGGAAAGUUAGAGCUGACUCAAAACUGUCAGGCAUUUGCCAUCAAGAUUCCAGGAUUCGACAAAGGGACCGGAGAACACCAAACCAUCUCCUUUGAGUCCAUGUGUUUACCUGGUCACUACAUUCGACAGAAGAACUACAGAUUCGUUUUGGGGCACCAAGGAGAUACAAAAUUUGAUUAUGAUGCAAGUUCAGCCUUCUUUCAAGUAUUUUCACUUCCUGGUGCAUUCCAGUUUAGCCUCAUGCGAAAGGGAUGGUACAUUUGCAGAAGCAUAAAUCGAAACUAUCAUCGCACGGAGGUGGUUACAGACUACAACAUGGCAUCAUCCGAAUGGCUAAAGCGUUGCUCGUUCGCUCUAAGGCCUCUUGCAGCCAACGAGAAUCCUCUGAUGAACUGCUACGAUACGAUUGAACCAUCUAAACCACCUAGUGUUGCUUCUACCGACACAAAACCACCACUUACAAACAAAACAACAAUUAGAACCACCCGUCCUACAACUGUUCCAACCACACCACACAAGGACUACGAACCCUGCGUGAACUUCACGUUUUGGAAUACAGCUGGGGUGCCUUUCAUCCUUUACUCCAGUCUCAAACCAGAAGGGUAUUUAGUCACUGGACCCAAGCUACACCUUCACUACGUUAUUCGCGAUCAAAAAGUAAUCGAUUUGAAGGUUCUUCAUGUGAAAAGAACUAACGUUCCAAACCAAGAUGGAGAUGUUUUAUCUGAGGUUAUGGAUGAAUUGACCGAUACUCAGCAGUUGUUCCUGGACAAACCCAAAAUCGCAGCCGGACAGAUUGUGUCUUUCUGGGCCAAAGAUCCAGAAGGGAAACGCGAAAUUCUUCUUGAUGGGAAGAAAAUAAUUUAUGCGAUUCCUGGACUGCACUGCUGGCACUACAUAGAAGUGAAAGUCACAUCAAGGCCAAAACAUAGUCCUUCGACGACUAAACCAACAACACGAACAACGACAGUCAAACCUACAACUCAAACCCCGCGACCUGCCACAACUAAGCUGCCCCCACCACCUCCUCCACCACCCCCACCUCCUCCACGCAUACCUCAUAUCCACGUUCAUUUCCACCCCCCGCAUUUCCCGCCACCUCCCAAGCCGACUCACCCACCUCCUCCUCCUCCACCAAUACUAACACCUCCAUCAACGAAGCCAACAGAAGCACCACCGCCACCCUCCACUCCUUCUCCGCCAACCCCUCCAACUACUAAAACUACACCUUGCAACCCGGGUGUAUCAACGACCACAAGUCGUCCAUGCUCCAUAGUAACAACACCUACUACUAAGACUCCACCUAAAACAAUACCUCCCUGCACACCAAACGCUAGUCCUCCACCUGCUGGUUCUCCUCAAUGCAAGCCAAUCAAUAGCACAUUUGUCAUUUCUCCAUGUUCCGCUGGGUCACCACUAUGCUUCAAACCAUUCCCAUCAGUCACCUUACCAACGUUACCCCCCGCACCUUCCCUUUCUCCUGUUCCCGAGGUUUCAGGAUCAGUGAUAAUACAAGGUUGUAUGUCCACCCAUGGAGGAACUUCAAAAGGCGCCUGUUGCGUUUUCCCAUUCAUCUACCGAGGAAACCCGCAGCACCGCUGUACAAGGGCUGAGCGAGGUUACCGCUGGUGCUCAACAACCAAUAAUUAUGACAAGGAUAAAGAAUGGGGAUUUUGUGCGGCAUGUUUUCUCUGUUACGGAGGUAGUUCAAAUGGCAACUGCUGUCAUUUUCCUUUCGUGUAUGAUGGUAAAAUGUACACGACCUGUACCACCCAGGAUUCAACUAAGCCGUGGUGUGCCACCACGUACAACUAUGAUGUGGAUAAACAGUGGGGCUAUUGUGGAGCUGACGCGCCCGGCUCAGUUUCCCAGCCCAAAAUUGCCUACGCACCAUGUUCUGCUAAUUGUGAUGGUAAAUGCGUGGACACGUGUCCCGACUACUGCUGUGUAAAGGGCAUGAUAAGUACGCAGGAACAACCAGCUCCAGUAACACCCCCACCCCCUCAGCAGGUCGAGCAGGUCCCUCUGGUUCAGCAGACCUCGCAGUCUUGUCCAGCCAUCUGCACCGAGACAUGCGCACCAGACUGCCCCGUUCGUUGUUGUAAUUUCCUUCCGCCUUCGCCUUACAUGGCAAGUCCUCCUCAAAGACCUACGAACUGCCCUCCGAUCUGCUUCAACACAUGUGUUAGCUACUGUCCAACGGACUGUUGUAACAACCCACAGCAAGGCGUAAGCCGUAACACGUUAUCUUACACUCUUAAACUACCAUGCCCUACUAACUGCUACCCUACAUGUCAUGGCAACUGCCCACAGCAAUGCUGCAAGGCAGCGCAAAAGGAAACUAGUUCUUUACUUCACUCUGCUGUGAACAACAAGGGUGUUGGUUUCUAUCAAAGGAUUCAAGGGGAGGGUAUAUCCCCCUCUAUGAGCUUACAAACACCUUCAGCGUCGCCGAUUGUGAUCCGUUCGACGUUACUUUGUCCAAAAGUAUGUAACAAGAUUUGCACAAACGCCUGUCCUACCGAAUGCUGUAAAAGACAGAAAAAUGGAAACAUCAAUCAGCAAAAGUGGAGAAACACCGCCCAGGAUUGCAAAAAUGGUGCCAUUACAUUCGGAGGAAACGCCAAAGGAGCCUGCUGCAAUUUUCCUUUUAUUUACGAUGGUGCGGUUUAUUGGAGAUGUACAAAUCAAAAUGCAGACAAGAAAUGGUGUUCGGUGACUAAAGUGUUUGAGCUCGACAGAAAAUGGGGAUACUGUCCUUGGUAA